GGCAAGCAAGUCCGGUCGGCAAGCACGGGGGUCACUAGCGCCGAGUCCACCGCUCGGCAGGAGAACCUCAUUUCCUUUCAAUAACCACAAGGCUUCAACUGUAUCUACCCUCCAGCAUUGGGCCCGGCAAUCACCCGGGCUGGCCUAACUUAUCUCUUUAAAAAUCCGAACAAAAUCCGUUUAGAUCACAAACUAUAUUGCAAUUUAGCAUGCAUGACAGACCCUUAUUUAAGAGCUUAUGCUCCGAUUGAGAGUAUCCGCCCAAUCCCCUGAUCAGUGCUACGGGCCAUCGACUUAGUCUUGACUUCGGGCGUUUCAGAUUGAAAUUCCCACCCCUGUUGGGGUAGGCGAGAGGGGAUUCCCAGCAAUCCCUAUGGAAGCUCGAAAUUUUCUGCUUGGCAACUGCUAUCAAUUAGAUUCAUCAAAAGGACUCUUGCAUCUUCCGCUUACUAUACUCUCUCAAGGCCUGCCUGAUGGUCUGAUCAGGAGUGAACUGCCCAACAAACGCCCUAAGCAUGGAGCAAGUCUCAACCGGGAGAUAGCGCAUCGAUCCCGCUCUUUCGAUGUUUUGGAUUGCGCCGCUACUUCCUCAUCCAGGCAAAUUGUUUUGUGGGUUCCAGCAAUAGUGUCGAUAGCUUCAUCUAGUUCACUCUGGUCGUGUCAGAGGUUUCCGGUAUGGCACCGGCAAAACGUUCUAGAAAUAGAAAGAUGACAGCGGGAAAUAGACUACUGUCAGAGGAGCGCUUGAAUAGCGUUUCCCUAUAAAGAGAGCGCCUGGGGACCCCUGCCGUGGGC
This is a messenger RNA of Aspergillus welwitschiae, 795 nucleotides long. RefSeq lists its product as uncharacterized. The transcript is spliced from 3 exons. The coding region runs from base 374 to 712 and encodes 112 amino acids. The record is from RefSeq and is a predicted model, not a curated record. NCBI's taxonomy places the organism in Eukaryota, Fungi, Ascomycota, Eurotiomycetes, Eurotiales, Aspergillaceae.